Neltuma alba is the source of this 1132-nucleotide messenger RNA. RefSeq names its product HVA22-like protein c. Lineage: Eukaryota; Viridiplantae; Streptophyta; Magnoliopsida; Fabales; Fabaceae. Bases 184 to 726 code for a protein of 180 amino acids. The transcript is spliced from 6 exons. The record is from RefSeq and is a predicted model, not a curated record.
GCAUUUUUUCUAGAGACCCCAUUGCCAACUUUCUCGCACUUGCUUUCUUACUUUUUGGACUCGUUUUCAAACCUCUCUCUCCGUCCUUUUUCCUCUCUCUCUCUCGUCCCCAUCUCCAUGUCUGCCCUCUGCUAAACCCUCAUCUCAGUUCUGCAGAAAAUAAACAGAGAACGAUUGCAAGACAUGGGCGCUUCUGGGAACAAUCUGCUCCAAGUCAUCGCCAAUAAUUUAGAUGUUCUUUUACUGCCUUUAGUCACCCUGGUAUACCCUUUAUAUGCUUCGAUUAAGGCUAUAGAGACCAAGUCCAUUGCUGAUGAUCAACAAUGGCUCACCUAUUGGGUUCUUUAUUCCUUGAUCACGCUCUUUGAGCUCACAUUUGCCAAAGUUCUUGAAGCGCUUGCUAUUUGGCCUUAUGCCAAGUUGAUUCUCAGUUGCUGGUUGGUGCUUCCACAUUUCAAUGGGGCAGCACAUGUUUAUAAGCACUAUAUUAGGCCCUUCUACAUGAACCCACAGAUGCCCCAAAUUCCUCAAGCUUCUCAUAUGUGGUAUUUUCCCCGUAAGAAGGACAUAUUUGGUAAACAGGAUGAUGUUCUGACUGCUGCUGAGAGAUACAUGGAGGAGCAUGGAACAGAAGCAUUUGAGAGGCUUAUUCACAAGGCUGAUAGAGAGGCUAGAUCGAGAAGGAAUGGAAAUUACAUGGUCUUUGAUGAUGACUAUAUAUAUUGAAGGGUGUUUCUGGAUGACAUUGAAUUCACCAGAGUUGUUUUCCAUGCCGAAGAUCUGUAAGAAGCAUCUUGUCCGCAUCAGUAGGGCAUUGGAGGAAAACAUAUCUUGAUCUGUCAAACUUUGAAAGGUUGAGAAAACUGAACUGAUUUCCUCCGAUUUUCACAUGUAGUUUCUACUCCUUGCUCAAAAUUCUCUAGGUAACUCUAGUCAUAACUGAAAGAUAUGUUUCAGGGAAUUAAAUUCAAUGUGUAAAGGAAUCAUCGCCUUUGGAUUAGCUUCUCUCUCAUUCUCAGCUCAGUGACAAAUGAUAAGUAUGGGGUUGUUCUUGCUUCAAUGGGCUACUGUACUCUGUGAAAGCAUGAAGAAUCUUAUAAUUAGGAAUGGCCAGAGGUCAUGUGAGCUUGUU